AGGAGACCAGUUCCAAAGUCCCUGUUUAAAGUGACUGAGUCUGCUGUGUUGCCAUGUGGAGCAGGUUUCAAGUCAAGGCUUUGAAGAGGGUCUUAGUUUCAGAAUUUAAUACCUGGACUAAAUUGAACGCAAUGCAGAAGACUCGACAGGCACUGCCCCAGGUGUAUGUCACCAGACGAGUUCCACCUGAAGGGUUAAAGAUAUUGAGAGAAUCUGGAGUGUGCAACAUCGAACUGUGGGACUCUGAUGACCCGGUUCCCCGGCAGGAGCUCUUGAAGAAUGUGUCUGGGGUCGAUGGCAUAUUGUGUGUGCUUACUGAAAAAAUAGAUGCAGAACUACUCAAUGUAGCAGGGCCAAACUUGAAAGUGGUCAGCACCAUGUCUGUGGGAUACGACCACCUCUCCUGCGAUGAACUGAAAAAAAGGGGAAUCCGUGUGGGCUACACUCCAGAUGUUUUGACAGACUCUGUGGCUGAGCUCACUGUCGCUCUGCUCCUGGCAACCUCACGUCGACUCAUUGAGGCUGUGAAUGAAGCAAAAAAUGGUGGCUGGGGUACCUGGAGAACUAUGUGGCUGUGUGGCUAUGAGUUGUCACAGAGCACUGUGGGGAUUCUUGGCCUUGGCAGGAUUGGUGUGGCGAUUGCAAAGCGUUUAAAGCCGUUUGGAGUGAAGAGGUUCAUCUACACUGAUGUCGCCCCCAGGCCUGAGCUGGCGGCUGAGAUACAGGCAGAGUAUGUGUCCCUAGACGACCUGGCAAAAGAGUCUGAUUUCUUGGCUGUUUGCUGUGCCUUGACGCCAGAGACACAGGGCAUCUGUAACAGUGCGCUCUUUAACAAGAUGAAGAAAACAUCCAUAUUUAUCAACACCAGCAGGGGUGGUGUUGUGAACCAGGAUGAUCUGUGCACUGCUUUGACCAGCGGUCAGAUUGCAGGUGCUGGACUGGACGUCACUGUUCCUGAACCUCUGCCCACUGACCACCCUCUUUUUCAACUUAAGAACUGCGUUAUCCUGCCCCACAUUGCCAGUGCAUCCAUUGCCACCCGGAACGCCAUGUCAGCCUUGGCAGCCAACAACCUCCUGGCUGGUCUGAAGGGAGAGGCUAUGCUGAAGGAGCUGAAACUGUGAAGUCUCCCUUUUAAAAGCUGCUAAGUCUGACGAAAAAAUAAAUACAAAAUUCACUAAUUUUGCAAAAAGCUAAUCUAUUUGUUAUCAUCUGUAUUAACUUGAUAAGGGAUAUACUUUUCUCACACCAUGAUGUGGUACACAUCCAUCUUGAAAAAUACUAAGAUUUAUUUUUGUGUAAUUAACUGCACCUCGAUUGCAUGACAAUUUCAUAAACAAAAAAUAAAGCAUCAAGAAAACGAACAAAUAA
Polyodon spathula (Mississippi paddlefish) is the source of this 1371-nucleotide messenger RNA. RefSeq names its product glyoxylate reductase/hydroxypyruvate reductase-like. Gene Ontology annotation, cellular component: cytosol. The transcript has 9 exons. Lineage: Eukaryota; Metazoa; Chordata; Actinopteri; Acipenseriformes; Polyodontidae. Gene Ontology annotation, molecular function: hydroxypyruvate reductase [NAD(P)H] activity; glyoxylate reductase (NADPH) activity; hydroxypyruvate reductase (NADH) activity. The record is from RefSeq and is a predicted model, not a curated record. The coding region runs from base 54 to 1124 and encodes 356 amino acids.